This is a messenger RNA of Drosophila eugracilis, 1318 nucleotides long. RefSeq names its product RNA 3'-terminal phosphate cyclase (gene Rtca). The transcript has a single exon. Gene Ontology annotation, biological process: RNA processing. The record is from RefSeq and is a predicted model, not a curated record. The coding region runs from base 136 to 1236 and encodes 366 amino acids. Lineage: Eukaryota; Metazoa; Arthropoda; Insecta; Diptera; Drosophilidae. Gene Ontology annotation, molecular function: RNA-3'-phosphate cyclase activity. Gene Ontology annotation, cellular component: nucleus.
AAAAAAGCGGCGGUCACACUGGCUGUCAAUUUGCAAUGAAUUGAAGUGUAUUAUCCUGUCAGAUUUUGACGACAGCAAACCCCAUUGACAACUUGAAAGAAAACCGGACGAAAAAACUUUAAUUCAUAAAGAAGAAUGAACUCAAAAAAAAUCAAAGUGGAAGGCUUCGUGAUAAUUGACGGCUCUUACUUGGAGGGCGGCGGACAGGCGCUACGCAACGCCCUGAGCUUCAGCUGCAUUUUGGGCAAACCGGUGCGCGUCAUCAAUAUCCGAGCCAAUCGCCCGAAGCCAGGGCUAUCUCAUCAGCACCUCCAUGGUGUCAAUCUGCUUCGGGACAUUACCGAUGCGCAAGUAAAGGGUAAUGCCUUCUCCUCCACCACACUUGAGUUCACACCUAGCGCUAUCGUGGGUAACUCAUACUACGUCGAUACUCAUACGGCGGCUAGCAUUACCCUGAUUUACCAAAUGGCCCUUCCAGUACUACUCUUCGCCGGACGUUCCUCUAGUCUGAUAGUGCAAGGGGGUACAAACGUGUCCUUUGCUCCGCAGGUGGAGUAUAUGCAGAAAGUGCUCUUACCGAACCUAAAGUUUUUUGGAGCAGACUUCUACCUGAAGGUUCUCAAGUACGGAUUCUACCCGCGCGGCAUGGGAACCUGUAAGUUGGACGUUAAACCGGUGAACAAGCUGCACGCUGCACAGCUUAUAGACUUCGGCAGCGUCAAGUCGGUCAGCGGAGUGGCUUUCUGUGCCGGACGCGUGCCCAAGAGCAUUGCGAAAGAUAUGGAAGAGGCGGCGCGAGCCGUGAUUCCCCGUCUCAUACCUUCCCAGCACUUCAGUAUCGAAUCGGUGAAGCAUUCGUUGGAGAGGGCUUGCGACAACGGUGCAGGCAUCUUGAUCACGGCCCAGACCUCUACCGGCUGUGUGCUAGGUGCCGACAUGUUGGAUAAGAAAAAAACUAAUGCUCAUGUGCUUGGCGAUGAGGCCGCCUGCAAGCUUGCCGAGUACGUGUGCAAGGAGGUGUGCGUGGAUGAACACAUGCAGGACCAGCUGAUCAUCUAUAUGGCACUGGCAGAUGGUCACUCAAAGAUGCGUACUGGCCCGCUGUCAAACCACACGCGCACCGCCAUCUAUAUAGCUGAGCAAAUGGCGGGGGUUAAGUUUAACGUGGAGGUGGAGUCCACCGAUAAGAUGCUGGUUUCCUGCAGGGGCCUGGGAAUACUCAACGUGUGGUCUUAACAACCGAUCUUUAAUUUACGGCAAUCUUAAAUUAAUGUCUACAUAUAUAGAGAAUAUAUACUUGGUUCUAAAGGCGUCUGAA